This is a messenger RNA of Penicillium vulpinum, 561 nucleotides long. RefSeq lists its product as uncharacterized. The transcript is spliced from 4 exons. Gene Ontology annotation, biological process: protein N-linked glycosylation; cellular response to oxidative stress. Lineage: Eukaryota; Fungi; Ascomycota; Eurotiomycetes; Eurotiales; Aspergillaceae. Gene Ontology annotation, cellular component: endoplasmic reticulum membrane. The record is from RefSeq and is a predicted model, not a curated record. The coding region runs from base 1 to 561 and encodes 186 amino acids.
AUGGGACGAGAGGGGUGGGCGGCGGCGAUUGUUGGCAGUGUUGGACAGGAAUGGGAUGUUGAGCGGAGGUUCCGUGUGACAGAGGUGGCAUUGGCUAUUAUGUGGUGCUGUGCAUCCGCAUAUCUUUCCUAUUUCUUUGCUGACUGCAUGAUGUCUCGAUGGCUUCUAAACUACACCCCACCAGCGGUUGUGAUCCGUCUUCUAACAACCAACGGCCUGAUUGCAUAUAUCACUUCUUGGGUCCUUUACCUAUCUGGUGCAUCUUCUGACCCCAGACUCCUUUUACCAGCCUGGAUUUCCAUAACAACCUCUUUAACGUUUGUCUACCAUGCAACGCAAAACCAUACAACCAUCAAACGCGAAACAGCAGCAUCACUACUAGUCGUUUCCGUCGCAAGCUUCCUAAGCAUGUCUUCACUUCUUAUGCAGCUGCAUUUGACCCGUGAAAACGAACCAGAAGUGCCUGUCUUUGUCAUCACCCGCAAACUUUGGGACUGGGCUGUGGCUAUUUUCCUGCGCAUGCGAGUUGCGGAUGACCGUAUUGCUGCUGGAGAACUAUAG